CCAAGAUCCAAAGCAUAUCCAUUCUUCGUUCCUCGAUUCGCCCAGAAAAGUCAAAUCCACCGUCGCAAUGGCUUCUUUCAUUCGUUGGUACAACGCCCGGCUGGCUGCUCGCCCUCUGCUCACCCAGAGCGUCACCACGGCGGUGCUCUUUGCUACUGGUGAUAUCACGGCUCAGCAGCUCGUUGAGAAGAAGGGCGUGGAGAAGCAUGACUUGGUUCGAACAGGUCGCAUGGCCCUGUACGGUGGCUUCGUCUUUGGCCCCGUUGCGACAACCUGGUUUGGUUUCCUCGCUCGCAACGUCAACGCGCGCAACAGAAAGGUUGAAACUCUCGCCCGGGUGGCUUGCGAUCAACUCGCCUUUGCACCCGUCAUGAUCGGCGUCUUCCUUGGCAGCAUGGCCACCAUGGAAGGAAACGACCCCAAGAAGCGAAUCGAGACCACCUGGUGGCCUGCGCUCAAGGCUAACUGGAUGCUCUGGCCUUUCGUCCAGGUCAUCAACUUCUCCUUCAUCCCCCUCCAGCACCGAGUCUUCUUUGCCAACAUCGUGUCGAUCGGUUGGAACUCCUACCUGAGCUGGAUCAACAACCGGUAAUCGCCAUAUCGGAUUAUUCGAAAGCAUCUUUGCUGUUUACUUUGAAACAUAGACAUAGAAGUGUUAUGUUCGCGUCAGGUUCUCACAAGAUCGCAUCUGUUUCGGUUGAUUUCGGGAUAAAAGGCCACCAGGAAAGGAUAGGAAGGGAAAGGAAAGAAAGGAAGAGCGAGCAUCGCAUCUUGAAGACUCAGACCAUGUUUCUGAUAGACCAAAUUCAUCAUUUUACAGUAAGC
This is a messenger RNA of Fusarium vanettenii 77-13-4, 825 nucleotides long. RefSeq lists its product as uncharacterized. Lineage: Eukaryota; Fungi; Ascomycota; Sordariomycetes; Hypocreales; Nectriaceae. Bases 68 to 592 code for a protein of 174 amino acids. Gene Ontology annotation, cellular component: mitochondrion; cytoplasm; membrane. The transcript is spliced from 3 exons. The record is from RefSeq and is a predicted model, not a curated record.